CCAUCAAUGCUCUAUUCACCCGUUUUUCUUUCCCUCAAUUUGACCUCCAACCAAGUAAUAACACGUGUCAUUACAUCCAUCUGGCAAACGGUGGAUGCGAUGCCGUUAUCCUUAAACUACCAAAAAGUAGGUGGGUGUAAGGGAAAGUGAAAUUCCUCCUUCCCAACUAUUAUAUCUUACCGAAUCCCUACUAUAACCCUAAUAUAACCCUAAGAAGAGCGAAGCAAUCGCUGCCGCCGUCGCCGGAGCAGAAGAAGAUGGGCUCUGACCCUUCGCCGCGUUACUUCUGGGGCGAGUCCCCCGAACCCGACGAGUAUUACGCCUCCCAAAAUGUACGAAACCAGCAAUCCUACUUCUCCACUCCUCACGGCCGCCUCUUCACCCAAUCCUUCUUCCCCAUCGACCCCUCAUCGGGCGAACUUGUCCCUGUCAAGGCGUCCGUCUUUAUGACCCACGGAUACGCCUCCGAUUCGGCCUGGCUCUUCCAAAAAAUAGCCAUCUCCUUCGCUCAAUGGGGCUACGCCGUCUUCUGCGCUGAUCUCCUGGGACACGGCCGAUCCGACGGCUUACGAUGCUACCUUGGAGAUCUCGACUCAGUCGCGGCUGCGCCCCUCUCCUUCUUCUCCUCCGUCCGCCGGCGACCGGAUUUCUCUUCACUUCCCGCCUUCCUCUUCGGCGAAUCCAUGGGCGGCCUGGUAACCCUCUUAAUCUAUUUCAAGUCUAUCGAUGCCGAUUUAUGGUCCGGCAUCAUCCUGUCCGCUCCCCUCAUCCAGAUCCCAGAAGAAAUGCAACCAUCUCGGAUCCGUCUCUUCAUGUUCGGCCUCCUGUUUGGGCUUGCCGACACAUGGGAGGCGAUGCCGGAGAAGAAUAUGGUAGGGAAAGCGAUUAAGGAUCCUGAUCGGCUGCGGGUUAUUGCGGCGAAUCCGAGGAGGUAUAGAGGGAAGCCGAGGGUGGGGACGAUGAGGGAACUUUUGAGGGUGACGGAGAUGGUGCAGAGGAGGCUUGGGGAGAUCAGGGCUCCGUUUCUGGCGGUGCAUGGGACAGAUGAUGGAGUGACGGCGCCGGAUGGGACGAAGAAGUUGUAUGAGAAGGCGGCUAGUGAGGAUAAGGAGAUGUUGAUUUAUGAGGGGAUGUAUCAUUCUUUGAUACAGGGGGAGCCGGAGGAGAAUAGUGCAAGGGUUCUUCGGGAUAUGCGGGGGUGGAUUGAGGAGAGAACCCGGCGGUACGGCGGCGGUGCCGCCGGAGUUGUACCCAGCGGUCAGAUGGAGGGGAACGGCGACAUAAUUGACGGGGAAUAAUAUGUGAACAUGAGGCAUUGACCUUGAUGAAGGGCAACGUGUUUGCGAUUAUAUGUAAGCAUUUUAUUUUUUUUUGGUUGUGGAGGCCCCAUUUAAAAUUCUGGAUCGUUUAUUUUCGAGAGGUUGAGUGUGCAAAUAUAAUUCUCACACGUAUUUAUUUGAAUAAAAAUCUUUAAGGUGGAACUGAAACUAAAAA
Messenger RNA from Dendrobium catenatum, 1494 nucleotides. Its product is annotated as caffeoylshikimate esterase. NCBI's taxonomy places the organism in Eukaryota, Viridiplantae, Streptophyta, Magnoliopsida, Asparagales, Orchidaceae. The transcript has a single exon. Gene Ontology annotation, cellular component: membrane. Gene Ontology annotation, molecular function: lipase activity. The coding region runs from base 258 to 1298 and encodes 346 amino acids. The record is from RefSeq and is a predicted model, not a curated record.